Molecule: messenger RNA, 968 nt
Organism: Elgaria multicarinata webbii
Lineage: Eukaryota; Metazoa; Chordata; Lepidosauria; Squamata; Anguidae
Product: C-signal-like
Exons: 6
Coding region: 4-876 (290 amino acids)
Cellular component (GO): cytoplasm
Molecular function (GO): oxidoreductase activity
Source: RefSeq, a predicted model, not a curated record
CCCAUGCUGCAGCAGAAAGCAGACGGGUGGGGAAACCACAGCAGCACACGGCCAACAGCCGAGGAAAAGGAGCAGAACAGCAACUCGGGACGGGCCGCAUCCGAGCUGACUAUGUCGGGGGGCUAUUUCUACAGCGUCCUGGUGACAGGAGCGAAUCGAGGCAUCGGGCUGGAACUGGUGAGACAGCUCCUGGGGCAAGCCAGGCCUCCACGGUGGGUCUUUGCCACAUGUCGGGACCCAGCAAAAGCGCAGGAACUGAAAAAGUUGGGUUCCAAACACCCCGGCCUGGUGAUACUGAGGCUCGAGUCCACAGACGAAGCGAGCAUCGAGGCUUCUGCCAAGGAAGCUGAGACCCACUUGGCAGGAAGCGGACUCAACCUGCUGAUCAACAACGCUGGGAUCAUGCUACCGAGCACCCUGGAGUUGGUGACCCAAGAAGAGAUGCUGAAUGUGUACCAUGUCAACGUCGUCGGGCCAAUGCUAGUGACUAAGGCAUUUCUGCCCCUGCUGAAGACCGCUGCACAGAGGAGCAGCAGGAGAGGGUUGAGCUGCGGCAGGGCUGCUGUGAUCAACGUUUCCACCAUUGGCAGCUCCAUUGGGAAUCCGCCCUCCAUGGACACCUUUCCAGUCAUCUCUUACCGGUGCAGCAAGACCGCCCUCAACAUGCUCACGCGGUGCCAGGCGCUGGAGUACAAGGACGACAGCAUCCUGUGCGCUGCGCUCCACCCAGGCUGGGUGAAAACGGAACUGGGGACAGACAAGGCGGAGCUGACCGUGGAAGAAAGCGUGAGUGGGAUCCUCGAGGUACUUUCCAGCCUCUCCGAAGAGCAAAACGGCCGAGUGGUGGACUGGGAGGGCAAACCGGUGCUUUGGUGAAGGAACCAGGAGGAGGCGUGACGCGGGAACUCGCUAGCAGCUCAGGCGAGCUUCCCUGGGGCAGCCUGACAAAUACACCUAUCACUGUCUGA